ACACAGUCUCUGAUCUCUUGUGAGUUGCUGAUGUCUCAUAAAUGCCUCAAAGACCCAGUCUACAAGCGUAUGUUCAGCUUGUUUGGACAAAGGUUCCUAGGAAAUGGCCUUGUCACCGCCCAGACUGAUGAUCAUUGGUACAAACAACGGCGUAUCAUGGACCCUGCUUUUAGCAGCCUGUACCUGAGGGGCCUCAUGGGUACCUUCAACGAGAUGGCCGAGAGACUGAUGGACAAACUGGGAACGCUGGCAGACAGCAACACGGAUGCACAAAUGCACCGUCUGGUCAACAGUGUCACUAUGGAUGUCAUCGCUAAGGUGGCGUUUGGAGUAGAUUUGGAUUUGCUGAACCACAGUGACUCUCCUUUCCCUAACGCCAUACUGUUGUGUCUGAAAGGGUUGAUGCAUCAUGUGAGAGAUGUCACCUUCCAGUAUAACCCAAAGAACCGGAAAUGUGUCCGUGAAGUAAGGGAGGCCAUUCAGCUGUUGAGAAACACUGGUGCUAAGUGGGUUAAUGAGAGGAAGGAGGCUAUUCAGAGUGGAGAAUAUGUUCCUAAAGAUAUCCUCACACAGAUCAUCAAAGCAGCCAACAAAGAGGAACACAUGGAUAAAGAGGAUGAGGAGCAGAUGUUGGACAACUUUGUGACGUUCUUCAUCGCGGGCCAAGAAACAACAGCCAAUCAAAUUGCUUUUGCCAUUAUGGAACUGGCACGACUGCCAGAUAUAUUAGCGAAGGUGAAGAGGGAGGUGGAUGAGGUCCUUGGGAUGAAGCAGGAGAUCAGCUAUGAUGAUCUGGGGAAAAUGGGUUACUUAUCGCAGGUGUUGAAGGAGACCCUGAGGCUGUAUCCCACAGCUCCAGGUACCUCUCGCUGGGUGGCAGAGGACAUGGUCAUCAGCGGUGUCCGGAUACCUGCAGGAGUCUCCUGCCUCUUCAGUUCUUAUGUCAGUGGAAGGCUGGAUAAAUUCUUUAAGGACCCGCUGACUUUUGACCCAGAUAGGUUUCACCCUGAUGCUGUCAAGCCAUAUUACUGCUACUAUCCUUUUGCCCUUGGACCGCGAUCUUGCCUGGGACAAAACUUUGCACAGAUGGAGGCCAAGGUUGUGAUGGCCAAACUGCUUCAGAGGUUUGACUUCAGUCUGGUUCCUGGGCAGUCCUUUGACAUCCUCGACACAGGCACACUGAGGCCUAAGAGUGGAGUGAUGUGCAACAUUAAACACAGGCAAACAUACUCCUCCUGAGGCCUACAUACCUGUCUUUCAUAAUCUAAAAGAAAAAAGUUAAUUAAGUUAAUCAUAAUAUUGAUAUGUAUAUAUGAUUGUAUAUGCAUAAAUUCCAGGUAAUAUCAUUUAUUCGAAAUUAGCAAGCAAAUUAACAUGGUUUGAUAUUAUCUACAAUACAUCGUACAGUGUUUAUCUACGUAUUUCAUGUAAUUUCAGAUAUUACCACACAGUGCCGCUGUGCCCUUGAAAUUAUAUUUCACUUUUCUGGUUUUUGCCCUCAUUCAACUACUUUGGGUGUCAAUUUGACACCUGUUGAUCGAUUGUGAUCUAUCAUUUAACUUCGGGGGGAGGAGGUAAACGCAGUUUAGUUUUUUUCCGAAAAAAAAUAGAAAAAAACACUAUUUCCUUUGAUGCUGAUUGAAUUGGGUCAAUGAAGAAUUGCAUAUAGAUUAUUUUAAAUCAUGUGGAUGAAAUGGUCUACAUUUUAGCGUAGAAAACAUUCAUUGGUUCGUGACAUUAUCUGUUAACAACCAUAAUCUAAAUCUUGUUCAGAAUGUAAUCAGUUUGUUUCUGCAAGCCUAAUAAAUUGCUGUAGU
This is a messenger RNA of Hypomesus transpacificus, 1817 nucleotides long. Its product is annotated as cholesterol 24-hydroxylase-like. Bases 31 to 1239 code for a protein of 402 amino acids. Lineage: Eukaryota; Metazoa; Chordata; Actinopteri; Osmeriformes; Osmeridae. Gene Ontology annotation, biological process: cholesterol catabolic process. Gene Ontology annotation, molecular function: heme binding; iron ion binding; cholesterol 24-hydroxylase activity. The record is from RefSeq and is a predicted model, not a curated record. The transcript is spliced from 13 exons.